AUGGGUCGCACGGCUAUUGUUGCGGCGAUCUACGCCCUUGCUGUGAGCACCUUCGGCACAUCAUAUGUGCGCGCGGAGGCAUAUUUCUCUUCCUUAGAGUCAGCGAGUUCUGGCAGGCUCAGCGCUCGGCAAAGUUCAGACUUGAUACUGGAUCAAACCACUGCUCUCGACAUGCAUAACACCGCCCGUGCCAACGUAGGGGUUCUCCCGCUUGUUUGGGACGCGGCCUUGGAAGCCGAUGCCCAGGAGUACGCCAACUAUAUCGCCUCAAUUGACAGCUUGGUACAUUCCACUGGCUCUGGGCAAGGGGAAAAUCUAGCAUUUCAACGGUCAUCAAGCGGUGUUCGUUUUCCUCUCUCUGUUUCUACCAAUUCCUGGUUACAAGAAGAGGUUAAUUACAACGGCGAAGUGAUCCCAGAAGGGAAUUUCGCUGCAUACGGGCAUUACACUCAAUACUUGCCUGCAGGUAACGUGGUUGGACAGAGGCCCUAUGACAUCUCGUCUUCUUCCUCUUCUUCUUCGUCAACGCAGUCUUUCGAAACAUCCACUUCGACUUCACUUGUGGUCAGCACCACUAGUACCUCAACGUCCUUAUCAAUCACAACUGAGUCGCCAACUUCGUCUACAACGUCAGAGACCUCAACUGCAACUGCCGGCCCAGUCACAACCGAGUCUUCUAGCUCCUCCACAUCUUCGGAAUCCUCAACUGCCUCUGUUGGACCAGUCACGACUGAGUCUUCAAGCUCCUCCACAACUUCGGAAUCCUCGACUGCCUCUGUUGGACCAGUCACGACUGAGUCUUCAAGCUCCUCGACAACCUCGGAAACUUCUACCGAGUCUUCAAGUUCCUGCUCAACUUCGGAAUCCUCGACUGCCUCGGCUGGACCAGUGACAACCGAGUCUUCUAGCUGUUCCACAAGUUCGGAAAUUCCGACGGUGACCGCUAGUUCCUCUACGGGUAUUUCCAGUCCGAUUACCACAGUCCCAGCCCCCCCGUACCCGAUGAAUUCGACAACUGCGCUCUCUACUGCAGAGACCAGCCCAGUAUUCACAUCCGUAACGACUUUCGAGACGUCCUCUGGAUCGGUCGAUCCAACAGCCGCAGACACAACCCUUGUCUAUCCGACAGCCCCAACUUAUAAUGCGGUCACUAUUCCCACAAGUUACAUGACAUAUAAUUCCAAAAAGAGUACAUAUACUUCGACUUAUGCUGUCACAACCACCUACGCGAUCAACUUAUGCCAUCCGCGCGUUACGAAUUGUUCCGUGUAUAAAUCGACUACAGAGGUUCAUACUAUUACUACUACCUGGUGCCCAGAAGACACACAACAGCCUACCGUCUAUGGAAACCACAAAGUGCCAAAACCUACAAGGUCUGCUGAGCCUCACGCGCAGAAUUAUCCUUCCAACUUUGGGCCUGGGAAAAGCCACCCGGCCAACACUGAAGGCACGGACCCGGUAGCGCCAGGACAAGGCCAUCACCCUGCAGCACAGCAUCCGGAUUCAAAGAGCGAUCCUGCCUCUGCAUCCACCUUCACUUCAGCAUCCGAUGCAGAGGAGCAUGUGGAUCCGCCAGACAACGAUGCAGCGGCGAGCGGGAAUCUACCGCAGCCUGCUGUGAUCAUUCCCACCGCUCCGAUACUUCCCAGCAACCCCACGAGAGCUAACUCUGCCGUCACUGGCGCGACUUUGGUGGCUGCUGCUGGUGUAAAUGAGAUUUCGCCAGAGAGUAUCGUCGAGCCUGGUCCGUCGGGCGUUGAUGAUUCCACAAAUAACGAGGCCACUCAAGCUGCCACUACGCCUUCUCUGCCCAGCUACGUUACUGCAGCAGCAUCCAAAGCCGAUGUUUCUUACUUGUGUAUCUUGAUUGGUUUUACUACUGGAUUCAUCAUGUACGGAUAA
Molecule: messenger RNA, 1902 nt
Organism: Neoarthrinium moseri
Lineage: Eukaryota; Fungi; Ascomycota; Sordariomycetes; Amphisphaeriales; Apiosporaceae
Exons: 4
Coding region: 1-1902 (633 amino acids)
Source: RefSeq, a predicted model, not a curated record